Messenger RNA from Andrographis paniculata, 3836 nucleotides. Its product is annotated as DNA mismatch repair protein MSH1, mitochondrial. Gene Ontology annotation, biological process: mismatch repair. NCBI's taxonomy places the organism in Eukaryota, Viridiplantae, Streptophyta, Magnoliopsida, Lamiales, Acanthaceae. The record is from RefSeq and is a predicted model, not a curated record. Gene Ontology annotation, molecular function: mismatched DNA binding; ATP binding; ATP-dependent DNA damage sensor activity. Gene Ontology annotation, cellular component: nucleus. Bases 284 to 3625 code for a protein of 1113 amino acids. The transcript has 22 exons.
UGCCGUUACGGACCCUAUUUAAGGUUAUUUUGUAAAUAAGAUUCAGUAUGUCCGAACCAGAUAACGGGGGAUUCGAAUCGAUGCCGUACCAACUGUCCCUGUAUAGAAAACCAAAAAGCGAAUUUUCAGUUCUCCAUUACCAUUACAGAAUACAGACCUCUUCUUCAACUUAUUAGCUCUGGCGGGAAGAGGAACUGCUGCCUCUACUCUACUACCCUACCCUACGCUCAACUUCUCUGUUUUUUAUAUUCUCUUUCCUUGGCGCACACUGCCCAAGGCAGCUAUGCACUGGGUCACGGUCCGAAACGUCGUCGUUCUGGCCCCGCGAUGGCGGUCUCUCUCCUUCUUGCUCGGCCCGCCCCUCCGCCGGAGUUUCUUCCCGUCGGCCCCCACGCCACUCUCAUUCGCCUUCAACAGUAUCAGGCGGUCUGAGCUCAUUUUUUGCUUCAAAGACCGAAAGCUGUAUACAAAGUCUGUCAAGAAAAACAAACAAUUGAAAGUUGUCCUGCAAGAGAAAGACCAUUAUCAUGUCGACUGGUGGAAGGAGAAAAUGCAAAUGUGCAGAAAGCCUUCUUCUACAGUUCUGGUUAAAAGGCUUUCGUAUACCAAUUUGCUUGGUGUUGAUACUAACUUAAGGAAUGGAAGCCUCAAAGAAGGAAAUCUUAAUUGGGAGAUGCUGCAAUUCAAGUCAAAAUUUCCGCGUGAAGUUUUGCUAUGCAGAGUUGGUGAUUUUUAUGAGGCGAUUGGUUUUGAUGCCUGCAUUCUUGUGGAAUAUGCUGGACUAAAUCCAUUCGGUGGUCUACGUUCAGACAGCAUCCCAAAGGCUGGUUGCCCUGUGAUGAAUUUACGACAGACACUGGAUGAUCUGACACGUCAUGGCUUCUCAAUUUGCAUAGUUGAAGAAGUUCAGGGUCCAACUCAAGCUCGCACACGUAAAAGCCGGUUUAUAUCUGGCCAUGCACAUCCGGGAAAUCCUUACGUGUUUGGGCUUGUAGGAGAUGAUCAUGAUCUUGAUUUCCCUGACCCGAUGCCCGUGAUAGGAAUAUCCCGUUCGGCUAAGGGGUACUGCAUGGUUUCGGUGCUGGAAACGAUGAAGACAUAUUCAGCUGAGGAUGGCCUGACUGAAGAAGCUCUGGUUACGAAGCUCUGUACCUGUCGGUGCCACCAUUUGUUCUUGCACACAUCGUUGAGACACAAUUCCUCAGGAACUUGUCGGUGGGGAGAAUUUGGCGAAGGUGGGCUGUUAUGGGGAGAAUGCAAUGGCAAACAAUUCGAAUGGUUUGAUGGCGAUCCGGUGGACGAGCUUUUGUACAAGGUGAAAGAGCUUUACGGACAUGGAGAUGAUAUAACAUUCAGAAAUGUUACAAUUGCUUCCGAAAAUAGGCCAAGUCCUUUGCACCUUGGAACGGCUACGCAAAUAGGUGCAAUCCCAACCGAGGGAAUUCCGUGCUUACUCAAAGUGCUGCUUCCAUCAAACUGUACGGGCCUUCCUGUAAUGUAUAUCCGGGAUCUGCUUUUAAACCCUCCUCCCUAUGGGAUUGCAUCGAAAAUACAAGAAGCCUGCAAACUAAUGAGCAAUGUAACAUGCUCGAUUCCUGAUUUCACAUGUUUUCCUUCAGCCAAGCUCGUGAAGUUGCUCGAGUCAAAAGAGACUAAUCACGUUGAAUUUUGCAAGAUAAAAAGUGUUCUCAAUGAUAUAUUACAACUAUACACAAAUUCAGAACUCAACCAAAUUCUUGAGCUAUUGAUGGACCCGACUUGGGUGGCUAGCGGAUUGAAAGUCGAACUGAAGACAUUAGUGGAUGAGUGCAAGGCAGCUUCUUGUAGAAUCGGCGAAAUUAUCUCACUAGAAGGAGAAAGUGACCAAAUGAUAACCUCAUAUAGUGUUAUUCCGAACGAGUUUUUUGAAGACAUGGAAUCCUGUUGGAAAGGCCGCGUCAAGAGGUUUCAUUUGGAACAAGAAUUUGCCGAAGUAGACGAGGCAGCAAUAGCCUUAUCAAAAGCUAUCGAAGAAGAUUUCCUCCCCAUAAUAUAUAGAAUUAGAGCUACAACGUCGCCACUCGGAGGGCCAAAGGGAGAGAUACUUUACGCCCGUGAACACGAAGCCGUGUGGUUCAAGGGAAAACGUUUUGUGCCGUCUGUAUGGGCCGGGACCCCUGGGGAGGAACAAAUAAAAAAUCUCAGACCGGCCUUCGAUUCCAAAGGCAAAAAAGUCGGAGAUGAAUGGUUCACCACGGUAAAAGUGGAGAAUGCUUUACUCAGAUACCACGAUGCCGGCGACAAGGCGAGGGCAAAAGUUAUAGAACUGUUGAGAGGAUUAUCAGCUGAGCUACAAACAAAGAUCAAUAUUCUUGUAUUUGCAUCGAUGUUGCUUGUUAUUGCGAAGGCUUUGUUUAGCCAUGUAAGUGAAGGACGACGAAGAAAAUGGGUUUUCCCUACUCUUACUGAAUUCGACAGAUCUGAGGCCGGUCAUAAUACACGGCUAUUGCGUCGAGCUGAGGGCAUGGAGAUCACGGGGCUAUCGCCGUAUUGGUUCGAUUCAGCUCAAGGUGGUGCCGUACAAAACGAUGUGAAUAUGAAGGCGUUGUUUCUACUGACGGGGCCAAACGGUGGCGGGAAAUCGAGCUUGUUGAGAUCCAUUUGUGCCGCGGUGCUACUGGCAAUAUGCGGAUUCAUGGUGCCCGCGGAAUCGGCUGUUAUCCCUCAUUUUGACUCGAUUAUGCUGCACAUGAAAUCCUACGAUAGUCCCGCAGAUGGAAAGAGCUCGUUCCAAGUCGAAAUGUCUGAGAUUCAAUCUAUUAUUACUCGGGCUACUUCGAGGAGCCUCGUGCUGAUUGACGAGAUAUGCCGAGGGACCGAAACGGCAAAAGGCACGUGCAUUGCGGGAAGCGUCGUCGAAUUGCUCGACGCCGUUGGUUGCGUCGGCGUCGUCUCGACGCAUCUGCAUGGAAUCUUCGAUUUGCCGACGAAAUUGAAGAACACCGUCUUCAAAGCUAUGGGGACCGAGUGUAUUAACGGCCAAACAGUCCCGACGUGGAAACUGAUCGACGGGAUCUGCAAAGAGAGCCUCGCGUUCGAAACAGCUCGUCGAGAAGGCGUUCCUGAAGAGCUAAUUCGACGAGCGGCGGAAUUGUACGACGCCGUCUACGCAAAAGAUCGAACGUCAUCGUCGCCGGAGAAGUCGAAAUCGAAUGUUUCGACCAAACCCAAGCUGCGCGAUUCAGUCGAAAACUUGUGUAGGGAAGUGGAAAGCGCGGUCGUUAGCAUCUGCAGCCAGAAUAGUCGAGCCGGCGAUGUUAAAUGUGUUGUGAUCGGCGCAAAGGAGCAACCGCCGCCGUCGACCAUCGGUUGCUCGACUGUCUACGUAAUUCUCCGACCAGACGGGAAACUCUACGUCGGAGAGACGGACGAUCUUGAGGGGCGCGUGCGUGCCCAUCGGGGAGGCGAAGGAAUGGAAAGCGCGGUGUUUUUGUAUUUUUUGGUGAGCGGAAAGAGCGUGGCUUGCCGGAUUGAGACAUUGCUGAUCAACCAGCUGGCGAGCCGCGGCUUCCGGCUGGCUAACGUAGCUGAUGGGAAGCAUCGGAAUUUCGGUACUUUGGAGGAGGCACGAAUAUUGGUCCGAUGAGGUCCUUUCAUUGCCGAGACAGUGUUAUGUUUUGUGUAGAACCUUAGAUUGCAGCAAUUUUGUGUUGUGCUGGCUGCUCCUAGAUCUCUAGUUUUUCUAUGAUAAUUCGGGAUUAGUUCAAUUUUAAAAAACAAAAUUUCAUGUAAAAUAUUAUAUUCUGUUACGAAUAUGACCCAAACAAAUAUUUGCAGAACUUUAACAAUGACAAAAA